Molecule: messenger RNA, 1896 nt
Organism: Aethina tumida (small hive beetle)
Lineage: Eukaryota; Metazoa; Arthropoda; Insecta; Coleoptera; Nitidulidae
Exons: 6
Coding region: 211-1737 (508 amino acids)
Cellular component (GO): cytoplasmic vesicle membrane
Source: RefSeq, a predicted model, not a curated record
UGCGUCGCCGUGAUCAAAACGCGACCCCCCAGUAAAAUGGCGCCUCCACCCCGACACACAACAAUCUGAACCGAAUCUGUGGCACGGUGAUCAAUAGGGGAAGUGCGUGCGAUUUUGAAUUAUUCUACAAUCACGCCGGGGAUAAGGAGAAUGAGACAGUGAAAUGCAGACAAGUCUUCCCAACUACACAACAAACUCCUGCAUUAAUUUAUGACGUCCCAAAUAACGAUAAAGAACAGUUGCGAUGGGGGCCCAUACAUUUGUCCGCCGCCACGUGAGUGUUGCGGACAAGAAUGCUGCUACCUCGCAAGUCCCGGCCUGUUCCGGCCCACCUCCAUACAAUCAAACACGUUCAACCCCCUGUUCCACUGGUACUUCUGGCUGGCGGUCACCGUCACCGUGACGGGCAUCCUGUGCGCCUGCUCACUGUGGCGCAAGCACGGCCAGGGCGGCCUGUGCUGCCGGGACACGAGCAGGGACGAGCGGGCCUCCGAGCCGGACUCGAACGGGUCGUGCUACGCGCCGCCGCAGUACAGCCGUUGCAACAGCUUCUAUCAGGCGCCGCCCCCCUACUCGGAGGUGGCCUCCAAGCCGGACCGUUAUCCCAUCGUGGUCAGCUACGAGUCGGAGCCGGCUGUGAAAAGCAACAGUUCCACCGGUUACCUCAUGGUUCAGUACUUCCGGAAGCUGAUAGUACGACCUGUUGGUGAACGUUCCUUAUCUGCUACGAGCACUAACGAUUCAAUAAACUCCAGUUUUAUAUGCAACGUAGCAAUUGAAGCAAACACAAUAGUUCCGCCUCCGUAUUCGAGUACAGGUAGUCUAGACGAAUUAGCGAGUGACAAGCAGUGCGCAAAGCAGCCAGACUCUAGAGCGCUGGCGCAUUCAGCUUCGCAGCUGCAAGAGGUGUCGGUAGAUAGCGGCGCCACGUCAGCGAACAGUGCCCAAUCGAUUGCUGAAACCGAAAACCCCAUGCCUAAUCACCAAUUGCCUUCAACGCAGAUUGUCGCAUCAGUGCGGGACGAGAACUCAUCGAAUAGCAACAAAGCCGUUGUGCCAAACGAGGAAUCAUGCAACAGAACGGAUAGAUUAGUGUGCAGCAAAAAUCAAACGAACUGUGAUGGCUCGCCGGCGCACAAGAACAGGAAGAAGCUGCUGAAGGAGCGCAGCUCGGACUCGGAAAGUCAGGAGGACAACUUCUCCGACCUCCUCAACCUGUCGGUCUGCCUGCCGAGCAACGUGGUCUACUUGAAAACCCCGAUACACUCCAACCCGUUGCUGCAGGAGUUGCACUACAGCGUCACCACCAGCAUGACCGGCUCCGACGUGAGCAGUCUGGCCAACUUGGACACGCCGGAGUCGCCGCCUCGGGCCACCAGCCCCACGGCGGAGAUGAAGGAGCUGCUGAACAAGAUACAGAGCUUGCCGCAGCAGAAGACGCUCGUGUUGCCGGGUCAGGAGGUGAGGCCUAGCAAGAACUACUUCCACAAGGUUAGGGCGAAGACGCUUUACAUGCCGCUGAGUGGGACGACGACUAACAAAACCAGGAACCCACCAAACGUGUCUUCGAGGAGAUGGCUGUCGCGUUCGGCUCCGAACACCCCCUGUGCCAAUUACGUUCCGAUAUUCCCAGUUCACAAGGCCACAAACACCGUUGGUACAAUAACGGAUGGCAGUCCCUUGCUGGCCGAACAGGACGAUCCGGAAGACGAUCCCCAGAAGGACGAAUGCCUGUGAAUCUCGUCACAUUAAAAUUGAACUAAUUAAUAAAUAUUAUUAUAGUGCAAUUGUAAAUUAUAUAAUGAAUAUAUUUUUGCUGUUUUGUCAUACGCAUAUAUUCUUAUGUAAACGAAUAAAGAUUUUACGUAACUAGUAUUAAAUUGUACCUAUUUCUUG